Lontra canadensis (Northern American river otter) is the source of this 939-nucleotide messenger RNA. Its product is annotated as olfactory receptor 1013-like. The coding region runs from base 1 to 939 and encodes 312 amino acids. The record is from RefSeq and is a predicted model, not a curated record. Lineage: Eukaryota; Metazoa; Chordata; Mammalia; Carnivora; Mustelidae. Gene Ontology annotation, cellular component: membrane. Gene Ontology annotation, biological process: G protein-coupled receptor signaling pathway; sensory perception of smell. The transcript has a single exon. Gene Ontology annotation, molecular function: olfactory receptor activity; G protein-coupled receptor activity; odorant binding.
AUGGAUGAGAAAAAUUUCACCAAAGUGAAAGAGUUUAUACUUUUAGGGUUUACAUCAGACCUGUGGUUACAGAAAGUACUCUUUGUCAUUUUCUUCAUCAUCUAUGUCGCUAGUCUUUCAGGGAACAUCACCCUGAUUUCUCUGAUCUGUGCUGAUUCUCGGCUCCACACAGCCAUGUAUUUCUUCAUUGGGAACCUGUCUUUUCUGGAUCUCUGGUAUUCCUCUGUCUACACCCCAAAGAUCCUGGUGACCUGCAUCUCAGAAGACAAAAGCAUCUCCUUUGCUGGCUGCCUAGCUCAGUUCUUCUUCUCUGCUGGGCUGGCAUAUAGCGAGUGUUACCUGUUGGCCGCCAUGGCUUAUGACCGCUAUGUGGCCAUCACCAACCCUCUGCUUUAUUCACAGGUGAUGUCCUCAAGGAUAUGUGCAAGUCUUGUUGCAGCUUCAUACCUUAGUGGCUUUCUUAACUCAAUCAUCAUUACCAGUGAGACAUUUACCCUCAGCUUCUGUGGGAGCAAUGUUAUUGAUGAUUACUUCUGUGAUCUGCCCCCCCUUGUCAAACUGGCCUGUGAUGUGAAGGGGAGUUACCAGGCUGUGCUCUAUUUCAUACUGGCCUCCAAUGUCAUUGCUCCUGCUGUGCUCAUCCUUGCCUCCUACCUCUUUAUCAUUGCUGCCAUCUUGAAGAUCCGCUCCACCCAAGGCCGCCUCAAGGCUGUCUCUACCUGUGGCUCUCACCUGACAGCUGUCACCUUGUACUAUGGCUCUAUUCUCUUCAUUUACUCCCGUCCAAGUACGAGCUAUGCCCUGGAAAGGGAUAAAGUGGUGUCGGUGUUCUAUACUGUGGUGAUACCAUUGUUGAAUCCCUUGAUCUAUAGCUUAAGAAAUAAAGAUGUUAAAGAUGCUCUGAAGAAAAUGUUAGAUAGGGCACCAAUUUUUAAAUGA